Prorocentrum cordatum is the source of this 378-nucleotide messenger RNA. NCBI's taxonomy places the organism in Eukaryota, Dinophyceae, Prorocentrales, Prorocentraceae. The record is from the annotation of a GenBank genome assembly.
AUGGACUCUUCCCUUGGUCACGGUGCCGCUUUUGUGUGCCAGCCGGUCGAGCCGCUGUCUGGCUUUGUACAGUCACCAUUGUGGAGGGGAUGCUGCGGAACAAGGGACAACGGCAUCGGAGGCCAGGUUCUGUCUGGGCAGGUGCCGCACUCUUUUUAUGAAUGGCGCCGCGUUCCAAGCUCCUGUAAGCACAAAGCUUGCGGGUCUCGAGACGUCUCGAACGGUCGUUUCAGCAGCAGUACUGAUCUCCCCAAUCUUCUCCAGGUUUGGCAGCGACGGCGUGGUCGGCAUUUUUUCGUAGGAGCAGAGAAUCAGCCGAAGCUCACGACGUCGAUGUGCCGCAGCUUUGUGCAUGCGGCAGCCAGACCUUCAUUUUAG